AUGUCGACCCCCACCCCAGAUGAAAUCGCCGCCGCCCACGCCACCCUCCGCGCCGCCGGCACCGCCAUGCGCCGGCAAGUCGCCGGUCCCGCACACGUCGACCGCACCCUCGCAUCCACGACGUCGUUCGGGCAGCCGAUGCAGGAGCUAGCAACAGAAGCAGCGUGGGGGUCGGUGUGGACGCGGCCGGGACUCUCGUUAAAACAGCGCAGCCUGCUGAACGUGGCCAUGCUGUGCGCGCUCAACCGCGCGCCCGAGCUGGCCGUGCACGUGCGCGGCGCGUUUCGCAACGGGUGUACGGAGGUCGAGGUGCGCGAGACGGUGUUGCAGGCGAGUGUGUACGCUGGGAUGCCGGCGGGGAUGGAGGGCUUUAGGGUUGCGGAGAGGGUGUUGAAUGAGGUGCGGGCGGAGGGCAUUGUGGUUGAGAAGGGGGAGUGA
This is a messenger RNA of Lasiodiplodia theobromae, 438 nucleotides long. Its product is annotated as 4-carboxymuconolactone decarboxylase. The transcript has 2 exons. Gene Ontology annotation, molecular function: peroxiredoxin activity. The coding region runs from base 1 to 438 and encodes 145 amino acids. NCBI's taxonomy places the organism in Eukaryota, Fungi, Ascomycota, Dothideomycetes, Botryosphaeriales, Botryosphaeriaceae. The record is from RefSeq and is a predicted model, not a curated record.